Phascolarctos cinereus (koala) is the source of this 3061-nucleotide messenger RNA. It is a transcript of the gene NXPE3, whose product is annotated as neurexophilin and PC-esterase domain family member 3. NCBI's taxonomy places the organism in Eukaryota, Metazoa, Chordata, Mammalia, Diprotodontia, Phascolarctidae. The record is from RefSeq and is a predicted model, not a curated record.
CCGGAUCCUUCAGGUACUUCUCCUUCCUGGGAGCUAGGCUUCGGACGUCUCCGGACCCACCCUGGGGAAAAGAUGGGCUCAAGGACCAGACAGGACGCGAGUGCGGUGUAAGAUCUUUAUUGCAGAGGACUCCCCCGAUCCCUUGCUCUUAGCCCGUUAUAUACACUUACAAGAGCCCACCCCUCCGAGCCUCGUGAGACUCUGCGCCCCUCCCCUGUUCUAUCCUAGAGGCGGAGCCACCCCGUGACCGUCAGCUGAGCGUAACUCAGCAACCUACGGCCGGGGGUCUACCACGACCCUUCCUAGGAAGCCAGGGUCCAGGGCGCCCCUGUCAGCUAGGCUCUGCCGGUGAGUAUGAGAUGAUGGGUACACCCGGAGCCCAGAGAAGCGGAAAGACAGAGCGACUACCCUCCAGAGGCAAGUCAGUGUAGCAGCAGCGGCUGCAGGAGACAGGAGAUCUGGUGGAGGUGGGCAGUUGCUGGUAAAGGGGAAGAGGGAAGGCCACGCCAGUUGUGGGGCUGGAAGAGAGAGAAGCAGGAGCAGGAACAGCGGCAGCAGCAGCAGGAGAAGGACGAGGAAAAGCAGCAGCAGCAGCAGCAGCAGCAGCAGCGUAGUUCUCCAGCCUCAGUCCAACACGCUUGUACUCACAGCUUCACCCACGACUGCCAGUCACCGUCCCAGGCUCCGCCUCUUGCGAACCCGACCAAUGCUUGACUGCGGACGGGUGAGGGGAGACGUAUUGGGGUCGCAGCAGCUGAGAUACCGGGAAGUAGAAGGAGGCUGGAGGCUGGAGAAGCUCUGGGUUGGCCCUGGACACGAGCCUGCUUGGUUUUGCGGCGCCUGAGCUUCCCCGCAGCUAUGUGAGGGGCUGCAGCGGGGAUGGGAGCUGGGGACCCCCCCCCCCAGCGGCAGCGGCGUCUGCAGCGGCUGCUCGAGGUGGGUGCCUCAGCUGCUGUCUCACCCUGGAACUUCCCUCAGAACCUGGGGCCUCUUCACUCUGGAACAUCCAUUCUUCCCCUGAAGGCUUCUCACCCUCGAACAUCUCUCUGCAUGCUGGCCUCCUUCUCCCAUUGGAGAUCUUUGAAUGAUGUUUUGUAUUUAAAUCUACUGUAUUUCCCCUUUAAUAAUGAACUCUAAAAGUGCUAACAGAGAGAAGCAACAUUACCUGGAAGUUUGUAAUCCUGAGAAGCAAUGACACUGACCUCUGUGGAGCAAAGGCAGCAUGGUGUCCACCAUGACUGAUGGAGAUACAAGUAGACAAUGUGGACGAAUUUCUGCAAACCAUGGUUUAUCUGCUGUCUCCUGGCAGCAUUGACCAUUGUCCUUCUAGUCCUCAAUGUUAAUCAGUUAGAGCACUUGGAUCAUGAAAGUGUUUUAGCUACCGUCAUUGAUAGCAGCGGACAGGAUAUUUCCCCUCAAGCAACAGGAGUUGUCCGAAAGCCUUACUGCGGUUAUGAACAUCAAACCUUAUCUAAGAGGGAGCGUUUGGAAGAGGACUCUUUGUUGGCAGCCUUGCAGAGCCAUGAGCCGUAUGCGGAUUUGGUCCCGUUUAUGAAGAGCACUGACCCCUCCUCUAGCUAUUUUGUGAUAUUGAACUCUGGAGCUUUCUUCAAGGUGGGGAGCCAGCUUGAGGUGCUGGUUCAAGUACAGGAUUUCCAAGGGAGGCCCAAAAAGUAUGGUGGAGACUACUUACAGGCCAGAAUCCACUCACCCAAAUUGCAAGCUGGUGCAGUGGGAAGAGUUGUAGACUACCAAAAUGGAUUCUACAAAGUUUUUUUUACUUUGCUUUGGCCAGGCAAAGUGACUGUAUCUAUAGUUCUGGUUCACCCUAGUGAAGCAGUCCAGAUCCUUCAGCAUCUACAGGAGGUGAGGCCAGAUAGAGUCUAUUUUAAAAGUCUCUUUCGGUCAGGGAGGAUUUCAGAGACCACCAUAUGCAAUGUAUGUCUACCAGGAAACCUACCUGUGUGUAACUUCACAGAUCUCUACACUGGGGAGCCCUGGUUUUGUUUCCAACCAAAAAAGCUCCCUUGUAGCAGCAGAAUCAACCAUUACAAAGGAGGGUACCUCAAGGGUCUUCUAACCACCGCAGAGGGUGCUUUCUUCCAAAGUGACAUCAAUAUCAAAGUGCCAGUUCGCUCCAGUGGACCUGAUUGGGUGACUGUUAUUCCCCUAGGAGUAAAAGAAGCAAAUGACCCUGAACCCUCUCAAAGCAUGGAAAACUUCCCUUCUGGUUAUUAUUACAAAAACCAGUGGAGGCCUAGAAAGUUCAAGAUGCACCAGUUUAAUGAACCUGACAACAUUACAGAAUGCUUACAAGGAAAAAUGGUCUAUUUAUUUGGUGACUCUACCAUAAGACAGUGGUUUGACUAUCUGAUCACAUUUGUUCCAGAUUUGGUGGAGUUUAACCUGGGCAGUCCUAAAAAUGUUGGCCCCUACCUCGCAGUGGAUUUGAAACACAACAUUUUGCUACGGUAUCGCUGUCAUGGGCCUCCCAUCCGGUUCACUACUGUCUUAAGCAACGAGCUACAUUAUGUGGCCAACGAGCUGAACAGGAUCGUGGGAGGGAGGAGCACUGUGGUGGCCAUAGCCAUAUGGUCUCACUUCAGCACCUUCCCCUUAGAAGUUUACAUCCGGCGGCUGAGAAACAUUCGCCAGGCAGUUGUCCGCCUCCUAGACCGGAGUCCAAAGACUGUGGUAGUUAUUCGAACAGCCAAUGUCCAGGAACUGGGGCCUGAGGUUAGCCUUUUCAACAGUGACUGGUUCUCUUUUCAGCUUGACACCAUUCUAAGGAAGAUGUUCUCGGGGGUAGGUGUGUACUUAGUAGAUGCCUGGGAGAUGACACUCGCCCACUACCUGCCACACAAGCUGCAUCCAGACGUAGUAAUUGUCAAGAACCAGCUUGACGUGUUCUUGUCUUUUGUGUGUCCAGCGAAGACUUAGCUUUGCCCUUUGGGGAGUCCUUCUAGGGAGAGUGUUGGCAUUAAUUCAUGUGAAAAGUGUUUUGUACUUGUGUUCAUAUAGUUCCUGGGUCUGUCUUGGCAGAUGGACUUUCUAAGUAUUU